Messenger RNA from Carassius auratus (goldfish), 1399 nucleotides. RefSeq names its product macrophage mannose receptor 1-like. The transcript is spliced from 4 exons. Bases 139 to 1242 code for a protein of 367 amino acids. Lineage: Eukaryota; Metazoa; Chordata; Actinopteri; Cypriniformes; Cyprinidae. The record is from RefSeq and is a predicted model, not a curated record.
CAGCCUCUGAAGUAAGAGCAACUCAUAUUUCAAUCUUUAACUAAAAUUAGACUUUGACAUGAUAGUAUUGUCUUAAUAAUAUAUGUACAGUGCAUUUUCUGUUCCUGUUAAGAUCAAUGUUUUGGUUUUUCCUCAGAAAUGGACCAAACUCUAUAUUUUAUUCUUCUCAUUGCUCUCUGCUCUGUAUCUCAAUGUGUUUUGCGUCAGUAUCACUUUAUAAAUGAGAAGAAGACCUGGACUGGAGCUCAGAGAUACUGUAGAGAGAAAUACACAGAUUUGGCCACCACUGAUGACAUGAACGACAUGAAGGAGCUGAACAAGAGUGUGACUGAUAAAAGUCUUGAGUAUGUCUGGAUUGGGCUGCAGAAGACGGGUCGUGAUGAAUGGCAGUGGUCUUCAGGUGAACCUGCGCUCUAUCUGAACUGGGCUCUUGGACAACCACAAGAUAAAGGAGAAGAGUGUGGUAUGAUGACAAAUGGACAAUGGCAUGAUUUGCCAUGUAGUGAUAACCAGCAUUUCAUCUGCUACAACAUGAACACAGGACUAGUCCUUGUCAAUCAGAAGAUGAAUUGGAGAGAUGCUCAGAGUUACUGCAGACAGAAUCACACCGAUCUGGUCAGUGUGAAGAACCAGAAUGAGAAUCAACAGGUUCAGAAGAUCAUCAGUGAUAAUAACUCAUCUGGAUCAUGGAUCUGGAUUGGUCUGUUCAGAGACUCAUGGCAGUGGUCAGAUCAGUCUGACUCCUCAUUCAGAUACUGGAAAUCUAAUGAACCUAAUAAUUCGGGAGGUGGUGAAAACUGUACAGAGAUGAAACUAGGAAUUCAGAGACAAUGGAAUGACAUCCUUUGCACCAACCAGAAUCAUUUUGUGUGUCAUGAAGAUAAACUGAUUCUGAUCAAGGAGUAUCUGACGUGGGCUGAAGCUCUGAGAUACUGCAGACAGAAUCAUGUGGAUCUGCUCUCGGUUCAUUCAGAAGAGAUUCAGCGUCGUGUGAUGAACGUGGUUAAACGAGCGUCUACUGCAGCGGUGUGGUUGGGUUUACACAACUACUGCGUCAUGAACAUGUGGCUCUGGCUGAGUGGAGAGGUCGUGUGCUAUCAGAACUGGGCACCAGGGAACGGGACGAGACCAGAAAACUGCAAACUAGAGAACAGAAAAGGAGCAGUUCAGUCUGGAGGAGAUCAGCGCUGGACCAGCCUUCCUGAAUCUCACAAGCUCAACUUCAUCUGCAGCAGAAAAUAAGAGCUAAUGUAUUUACUUUCACGCUUUUCAUUGGUCACUUCAUUAUCUUUCUGAUUUACUUUUGUGUUUUUUUUAUUUAGUAAGUUCUAAGUGAAUUUCCUUAUUGGGUUUUAAAAUGGCAAAAAAUCUUUUUUAUUCAUGUUAUGAUAUAUGUGCA